Capsella rubella is the source of this 881-nucleotide messenger RNA. RefSeq names its product acyl-protein thioesterase 2. Bases 56 to 766 code for a protein of 236 amino acids. The record is from RefSeq and is a predicted model, not a curated record. Gene Ontology annotation, molecular function: hydrolase activity. Lineage: Eukaryota; Viridiplantae; Streptophyta; Magnoliopsida; Brassicales; Brassicaceae. The transcript is spliced from 9 exons.
UCUCUCUAUCUAGUGCAAUCAAAGUUUUCGAAAGAAGUGAUUAUUUCAUCAAAACAUGGCUUCUAGUACUGGCAUUGCUUGUGGAGACACUAAAAUUGUUUCACCAAAAGGAAUUCACAAGGCCACGAUAGUCUGGCUUCAUGACAUCGGGGAGAAAGGCCGAGACUCAGCUAUAUUUGUACGUCAACUGAAUCUUCCAACUGUAAAAUGGAUUUGUCCGACUGCUCCAAGACGUCCAGUGACUUCCUUGGGUGGAACCCAAACUACUGCUUGGUCCGAUGUCACGGGAGUUUCUGAGAACAUGGAAGAUGAUAUGGUUUCUUUAAAUUCUAUAGCUGCGUUUGUUGUUAACCUUUUACAAGACGAACCAAACAAUGUCAUGAUCGGACUAGGAGGUAUCGGCUUGGGUGCAUCGGUAGCUCUCUACCUUGCGACUUGUUAUAUCACUGGAUGGCAGCAAACCAUAAGACUAAGAGCUAUUGUAGGGAUCAACGGAUGGCUUCCUGCUUGGAGGAACUUACGCCAAAACAUGUCAUUUAAUUAUGGAACCCCAAGUCUUGCUCCAUCCGUGCCGAUCUUACUUACACAUGGAACUUGUUUGUCUGAUGCUAUAGUUCCCCUCUCUGUUGGAAACAGAUGUCGUGACACUCUUCACAGGGCUGGAUUUCCAGUCACAUUCACACCAUACGAAGGAAAUCAUCAUGCUACAGUUCCCCAAGUAAUCAAUGUUGUUCGCAUGUGGCUCACAACGAACUUCCAACUGUAGGGUUAAUGCUCAAAAAUGUGUAGAGAAAGGAAUUGGAGGGCGAAACUAUUAUUUAUAUAUAUAAUAAAUAAUAAUAGCAGAUUUCAUUUUUAAAUUUCUCCUUAUUUGUGCAUAA